Molecule: messenger RNA, 5959 nt
Organism: Gymnogyps californianus (California condor)
Lineage: Eukaryota; Metazoa; Chordata; Aves; Accipitriformes; Cathartidae
Gene: DIO2
Product: iodothyronine deiodinase 2
Exons: 2
Molecular function (GO): thyroxine 5'-deiodinase activity
Source: RefSeq, a predicted model, not a curated record
UGGUAGCUAGCUUUACUGACACAGAAAUGAGAGGUCUGUUCAGUGCUUAAAUAGCUGAGAAACAAUGGGAUAGUGCAGGAAAGUUAACAAUUAACAGUCUCAGCUUAAAUUUUGUAACUGCAGGGAACUGGAAACACAGCUGCCUCUCUCUUCAACAAAAUCAGGUCUCCUGGUUAAGGGAAGAAUUUUUGUUAACAUCUUAGUUUCUGAAAAAUAAGCAGCUCCGAGUUGAAUGAGUAUAAUGCAGUUAUGGUUUUAACCAGCCUGCUCAUAUUUAACCAUCUCUGCUCAUUUUAAAGAGAGCAGCUGAGAGAGGGGUAACGAGGCUUCUGAAAUGCUUUUUACUUUACUUUUUUAAAUGAGGGUACAGAGCAAAAAAGGGAGCUGAAGGCAUCCGGCUGAAGAGAAGCAGCAAGGAAGAUGGGUCUGCUAAGUGUGGAUUUGCUGAUCACGCUUCAGAUCUUGCCGGUCUUUUUCUCCAAUUGCCUCUUCCUUGCGCUGUAUGACUCUGUGAUCCUCCUGAAGCACAUGGUGCUAUUUCUGAGCCGGUCUAAGUCUGGGCGCGGUGAGUGGCGGAGGAUGCUGACCUCGGAGGGGCUGCGCUGCGUCUGGAACAGCUUCCUCCUGGACGCCUACAAGCAGGUCAAACUGGGAGGAGAAGCCCCAAACUCCAGUGUAAUCCACAUAGCCAAGGGCAGUGAUGGCAGCAGUAGCAGCUGGAAGAGUGUUGGUGGCAAGUGUGGAACCAAAUGCCACCUUCUGGAUUUUGCCAACUCCGAGCGGCCACUGGUGGUCAACUUUGGUUCAGCUACCUGACCACCAUUCACAAGCCAGCUGUCGGCCUUCAGCAAGCUGGUGGAGGAGUUCUCUGGUGUGGCUGACUUUCUGUUGGUCUACAUCGAUGAGGCUCACCCAUCAGAUGGCUGGGCUGCCCCUGGAAUCUCUCCCUCUUCAUUUGAAGUUAAGAAACACCGGAACCAGGAAGACCGAUGCGCAGCUGCUCACCAGCUCCUAGAGCGCUUUUCCUUGCCACCUCAGUGCCAAGUGGUGGCUGACUGCAUGGACAACAAUGCCAAUGUGGCCUACGGGGUUUCAUUUGAGCGAGUAUGCAUUGUGCAGAGACAAAAAAUCGCCUACCUGGGAGGCAAAGGCCCCUUUUUCUACAAUCUUCAGGAGGUUCGGCUUUGGCUGGAACAAAACUUCAGCAAAAGAUGAAAUCCGUUCUCUACAGAAGCUAUGUCAACAGAUGUGUCCCUUUAAGGUGAUGUAAAAGGGAAAAAAAGAAAACGUAUGCUGGUUUGAAUAAGGCCUUUCAGAUGAUUGCAGGAGAACACAUUUGAUAACAAGGUCAAAUGAACGUUAACUAGGAAAAGAAAAUAAAACAAAAAACUAACUCCACAGAAAAGUUAUUGUACGAAAAAAAUCCCACUCCUUUGCUUCCUACGGGACAGAAGAGGUGAAGAGGCUUCUGCGAAAAGGUGCUGCUGGCGAGCAGGAAGAGUGGUGAGAUAAGACCUGUCUCCCAGGAACCUGUCUCAUGAAGUGUCAGCCCUGGGGUGAGCCAGAAACGUUGCUUCUUGGAAGGCAAUCCAUGGAAAGGCAAUGCCGUAUAGUUCAUCAGAAACGCUUCUUUACCCUCCUGUGGCCAAUGCAAGUGACCUGGGAGGAGCCGGGGGCUUGCAAUUACUUCGCAUAGAAAUGCAGUGGAUGUGACGAUUGUCCUCUCUCCUAGAGAUUUUAUUGUUCCGAGACUACAGGAACCACCAUGCAAUGCAUCGUGCAUGCAGACUGGCUGCUCAGAUCAAGAUGAAACAUUGUAUGCUGGUAUUUGUACUCUCUAUGGAUGCCUCUGCACAGCAUAUUAACUAUGUAAUUCUAUCUAUACGUUUGUAUCCAGUAUGCAGGCCUGUGCCUGCUGAGAAAGAUGCUAAAAUCUAUGGGGUUGGACCGAAAAGGCAAAGGUGAUCAAAUAAGCCCAUUGCAAUUUGAAAACUAAAAAACCUGGACUAUUUGUAACAAAACGAGAACCAUCUAGAGCAUGCAUCACGAGACAAAACUCAGCUGACGCCAACCAACCCUCGGUUCUCAAAGCUCUCAACACACAUUUAUCAAUAUUCUCUGGUUCUCUUCUCUGUUUCUUUACUCGCCUCAAUUUCUUUCUGUCUAGCAAUAGGCUUAAAGGUAAUUUCAUUUUUAGCUUUUUAAAAGAUAACUUAUUUCUCUCUUUUAUUUUUAUUUGAAAUAAUGACCUUACAGAUGUAUUUUGGGGAUGGGGGAACUUAUACACAACUUUACCUCAUUGAAAUGGAAACCUGUCCUGUCAUUUACCCUGUUAAAUGUAGUCAUGCUGAUUUUUGCUAUCUUAGAUACCUGCAACUAGUUUAUAGCUACAUUAGUUUGUCUGGAAGUUAAGUUGUUUGCAGCCUCGGAAUUGAUUAGGUGCAGCUCUGCUAUCAGACGAGGUGAUAGUCUGCUUCUUUCACUUGUGUUCUCAAAAGCCUUCCCAGAGAAACAGGGAGGACAAAUAGUGUGAAUUAAUGUGAAUAAGUGUAAAAGAUGGCAGAAUUUUCAUUCGAAUGGGUCUGAGGAAAUAUUAAUUAUGUUUAAAGAGAUACUGUCAACUUCAAGUAUACAUUAAGUUUAGGUAUUUUUAAAAAUAAAAUGAUUUAAUCAAGCCUAAAAGGCAAGUGUACAAUUAACUAACCCAUUAGAGCUGAUAAAUGAAAACCCGUAAGGAGAUGGACUAUCCAAGUUUUCUCUCAACUUUGGCAGAAACAUGAAACAGAUAAACAGGGUAAGUGGCAAAAAUCAAAUUAGUUCUUUUAAUUUCUCAUCCUGCCAGUUGUCAGGAAUAUGAUAUAUUGAUACUAACACAGGAAAGAACAGAAAAUACAUACAUAAAUACAUCCAUUUCCACAAUGUCCCUUUAAUUUUGUGUAUUUCUUCUUGCUUGGCUGUUAGUCAACUUAGCCAAUGUACAAGGCAUUUGGAAAUGUGUUUUCAAGCACAGAUCUGAAAUAAUGACAGUAACAUGAGAGAUUUCUCCCAUAUUCAGGUUCAUGCUUCCCUUCCUUCUCACAUUUUCCUCCACACACUGUUAAACAUAUACACACACACACUUGCACAGUUUGGUAAUGUGUAUCAGGGAACGGUGUAAAGAAUGGUCUUCAGACCUUCUGGUGAGCCCCACUUCUCAGAAGGCAUGUGUCUGUGUGUGUGUGUGUAUGCAUUUAUGUAUGCAUAUAUAUGUAUAUCAUAUAUUUUUAUGUAUAUACAUAUGCAUGCACACAUAAGUGGUGUCUAAAAGACCAAUAAUAAUAAUAAUUAUUAUUAUUCUGUCCUCCCAUUCAUUAAUGUUACUGUAACUCAUUGCUCAGUGUGGAAGAUUGUUAUACAUUUUCAUGACUAACCGGGAUAUAUAACUGAAAUUUUUAAACCUAAUAUCAUAGAAACAGUAACAUAGCCAAACUACGUGGUUUAUUUAAUCCAGUGUCCUACCUCUGACUGUAUCAGAUGCUUCAGGGGAAGGUGCAAUAAUUUCUUCUGGAAUUUUCAUUAGCUUCAGCCCUUAUUAUUUUUGUCGUGUCUAAUGUGAUUGUUGAUGUCUCAUCAUCCCUAUGAGAGGCUGAUCCAGAGUUUUGAGAUCUAACUAUUUCUUGAGGUAGGGAAUAGUAAAGUCAAAACCCACCAUGUUUAAGAACAAAGAAAAACAAAUAAAACCAGGUUUUUUUUUCAGAUUUAAAUUGGCUGCUUUUCAAUGUCAUUCUCAUCUCUUGCUCUCGUAUGCUAAAACAGUACAAGCAGGAGUGAUCCCAAUUUUUCUUCUGUAUGUCAGUGAUUAUAUACUCUAUAUAGAAAUGUAGAUACCUUUUGUUUGUUUCUUAAGCCAAACAAUAAUUCACAUUCUUAUACAGGUCCAUAUUCUUUGCCUGUCUCUGAAUCUCUUCUGGUUUUGCUACACUGUCCUUUUACUCAGGUGAGUAAAGCUGUAGAUGUUACUCCAAGUGAAAAUAUGUAUUGAUAUACCCAGCACAACAUCUUUUCCUUAUUAUAACCUAUUCUUCAGUCAUCUGAAACUUUAUUAAUCCAUAGCAACUCCAUAGCCUCUGUAAAACUUAAACUAGUAAGUCUUUUCUUUCUCUCCUUUUCCCCAUCAUACAGUUGAAGUCUGCACUGUUUAUCUGGGAAAUGCUAGCCAAAUGUUUAGCACAGCUGUUGAAACACACCUUUAGCUCGGAGGAGAGAGUCUGAGUUAGUAAUUCAGUUAGUUAAUACCCCUUUGCGUAUCUAAAGUUACAGUUAUUUUUUCAAGUCCAUUUUCUCCUUUUGAAUUGCCAUUAUUUUGUCUUGUUAUUCAUAGAUGCCUGUUCAUCACAUAGUAUAAAGGAAUUAUAAAAUUGGCUCCUGUAAAUGGGAAAUCCACAAGGAUUUUCCACAAGAAAAAAUACACAAUAACUUCAUUUCUUUCUUGGCAACAUGAAUGCAUUACCCUGCCCAAAACUUAAAGAUAGUUCAGCCUCACUGAUUGUCAAGACAGAAAUACAUUUUGCAAAACCUUAGAUUUCCCCAGAAAAUUUGUGGUCAGAAAGCAGGGCAAGUAUUUCAAAGAGAAGUGGACUUAGAGGAAAAAAAUGUCUUUUGUAAGUGGCUGAUAGAAAUACAAGCUCUUUGUUUUUUUUGUUGACAAAACUAAAACAUUUUAUAGAAAAGGUUUUAAAUUAAACUUCAUGCAUUGUCCUCAGUUAAUGAUAGAAAUGGACAUGUGUCAGAUGAUGCCCAGAAUUAUUGUAACAGUGGGUUGUUUUGGGUCCAGGCAGAAAUUUUGCUACCUUGCUAGCAUUGUCCUUCACAAUUGGUCUAGUCUGCUGUGAGGCUGGAUUUGCUUUUGUCUCUUAUUCUCACUGUUUGAGGGCACUAAACCAUAUUACUUGAGGUGCUUCAGUGUGACAUACAUACUGAGCAAUAGCUCACAAAAUAGGUGCCUGAAAGUAUUCUGGAAGGCUACUGUAUAUAAUAGAGACCCCAAUACUGUGUCUCAACAUUAGUAUGGGAAACUUCCAGUACUUUUUCAUUUUGAGCAAGGUAAAAAGCUAUUCUGGGCUAUCGUUCUAUGUUUUUCUGUGCUUAGCAUCAUUAUUUAGCACUGUAUAAGAUGAAUGUAAAACAUUUUGUACAGAUGAAAAUGAUAGCAUUUUGCUCUUGCUUGUGUAGACAAUGACAUAAAUUUAAGGCAGCAGGAAAGCAUGCCCUGUCUAUUAAAAAGAAAGAGAUAUAUUAUGAAAUAUAUUGUUGAACAACUGUCUGAACACUUUGAAAAACAAAAUGCAGUCAUUUUUAUGAAGGUGAUCUUGGUGGGGAAACCAACAAAGCUUCUCAAAAAGGUAUCAGUGCUAUGCGUUCAGGUGUGUGUGGGGAGGGAGGUUAUGUUUCUGUAUGUGUGAAAGUGGCUUUUCUGUGAUGUGGACUGUAGGUUUAAGAGUUUUUAAGACUUUCAUUCAGUACUAUAACCAAAGCAAUAAGAGGUAUCAGGUAGGGAAUAUUGGCCAGUUUUGUUCAACUCUACACGAUAUCUGUGCCGGAUCCAUAUUCAGUGACCUUUGGGCCCAAUUUGGAGGCUUCAGAGAAGAGAGAUUGGGGUGAGACAAGGAAGGCUUGUGUGCUUAUGAAGAUCGCUAACAAAAGAGUAAUUAACUCAGUUGGCGUUCAGAUGCCCUCACACUGGCAUUCCUCUGUGCACCUUAGUGUUUCUGUAUUUGAAAGAGGGGUCUCUUUGGGGCUGUUAAUAAGAUCGCCGGUGUGUAGAUGCCUGUGUGUGCUGACUAUGUGUGUGUCAUUGUUUAAAUGUCAAAAAUACACUUUGUAGGAGAGCCAGCAAAAUUUUGUUACAAUAUGGUGCUCCAUGAAAUGUGCUUUCUAGAGUUGUUUUUCUUGUAUUAUAAUAAACAAUAAAGGAAAAUAU